GGCCCAACCGGGGCGGCGCCCGCCGCCUCGCGGGCCGCGGGUCCGCCUCCGCCGCGCCGAGGGCGUGGGCUCCCGGCUCCCGGAAGCGGCGGCCGCGGCGCGGAGCCGAGCGGGCGUCGAUCCUCGGAGCAGCAAUGCUUGGCGGCCGCCUCUUGUGACCUGAGCGCGGCGGCCGGGCAGGGGCCGCUGAAUGGCGGCUCGCUGAGGCGGCGGCGGCGGCUGUGGCUGCUCGGGGCGUGGCGUGGCGCGGAGCGGCGGAGGCCUGAUGCUGCUUAAGCUCUUACAGAGACAGACCUAUACCUGUCUAUCCCACAGGUAUGGGCUCUACGUCUGUUUCGUGGGCGUCGUGGUCACCAUCGUCUCUGCCUUCCAGUUCGGAGAGGUGGUUCUGGAAUGGAGCCGGGAUCAAUACCACGUUUUGUUUGAUUCCUACAGAGACAAUAUUGCUGGAAAGUCCUUUCAGAAUCGGCUCUGUCUGCCGAUGCCGAUCGAUGUGGUUUAUACCUGGGUGAAUGGCACAGAUCUUGAACUACUGAAGGAACUACAGCAAGUCAGAGAACAGAUGGAGGAGGAGCAGAAAGCAAUGAGAGAAAUCCUUGGGAAGAACACAACGGAACCAACUAAGAAGAGUGAGAAGCAGUUGGAGUGUUUGCUGACACAUUGCAUCAAGGUGCCAAUGCUUGUCCUGGAUCCAGCUCUGCCGGCCAACAUCACAUUGAAGGAACUGCCAUCUCUUUAUCCAUCUUUUCAUUCUGCCAGUGACAUAGUCAAUGUUGCAAAACCGAAAAACCCUUCCACUAAUGUCUCAGUUGUUGUUUUCGACAGUGCUAAGAAUGUUGAAGAUGCCCAGAGUGGAAUAUUUAAAGGAAACAGCAGACAUACAGUUUGGAGGGGCUAUUUGACCACAGAUAAAGAAGUCCCUGGGUUAGUGCUAAUGCAAGAUUUGGCUUUUCUGAGUGGAUUUCCACUGACAUUCAAGGAAACAAAUCAACUAAAAACAAAAUUGCCAGAAAAUCUUUCUUCUAAAAUAAAACUGUUGCAGUUAUAUUCAGAAGCCAGUGUAGCACUUCUAAAACUGAAUAACCCAAAAGAGUUCCAAGAACUGAAUAAGCAGACUAAGAAGAACAUGACUAUUGAUGGAAAAGAACUGACUAUAAGUCCUGCAUAUUUAUUAUGGGACCUGAGUGCAAUUAGCCAGUCUAAGCAGGAUGAAGAUGUUUCUGCCAGCCGUUUUGAAGAUAACGAAGAACUAAGAUAUUCACUGCGAUCCAUCGAGAGGCAUGCUCCGUGGGUUCGGAAUAUUUUCAUUGUCACCAAUGGACAGAUUCCAUCUUGGCUGAACCUUGAUAAUCCUCGAGUGACAAUAGUCACACACCAGGAUGUUUUUAGAAACUUGAGCCACUUGCCUACCUUUAGUUCACCUGCUAUUGAAAGUCACAUUCAUCGCAUUGAAGGGCUGUCCCAGAAGUUUAUUUAUCUGAACGAUGAUGUCAUGUUUGGGAAGGAUGUUUGGCCGGAUGAUUUUUAUAGUCACUCCAAAGGCCAGAAGGUUUAUUUGACAUGGCCGGUGCCAAAUUGUGCUGAGGGCUGCCCUGGUUCCUGGAUUAAAGACGGCUAUUGUGACAAGGCUUGCAAUAAUUCAGCCUGUGACUGGGAUGGUGGUGACUGCUCUGGUAACAAUGGUGGGAGUCGCUAUGCUGCAGGAGGCGGGGGUACCGGCAGUAUUGGAAUUGGACAGCCCUGGCAGUUUGGUGGAGGACUAAAUAGUGUCUCUUACUGUAAUCAAGGAUGUGCGAAUUCCUGGCUUGCUGAUAAGUUCUGUGACCAAGCUUGCAACGUCUUGUCCUGUGGGUUUGAUGCUGGCGACUGUGGGCAAGAUCAUUUUCAUGAAUUGUAUAAAGUAACUCUUCUCCCAAACCAGACUCACUAUGUUAUUCCAAAAGGUGAAUGCCUGCCUUAUUUCAGCUUUGCAGAAAUAGCCAAAAGAGGAAUCGAAGGUGCCUAUAGUGACAACCCAAUAAUUCGACAUGCUUCUAUUGCCAAUAAGUGGAAAACCAUCCACCUCAUAAUGCACAGUGGAAUGAAUGCGACCACAAUACAUUUUAAUCUCACAUUUCAAAAUACAAAUGAUGAAGAGUUCAAAAUCCAGAUAACAGUAGAGGUUGACACAAGAGAGGAACCCAAAGUGAAUUCUACGACCCAGAAGUCUUACCAAAAUUUGGUUAGUCCCACAACACUUCUUCCAGAGGCGGAAGUACUCUUUGAGGAUAUUCCUGAAGAGAAACGCUUUCCAAAGUUCAAAAGGCAUGAUGUUAACACAACAGGAAGAUUCCAGGUGGAGGUGGAAAUUCCCUUGGUAAAUAUUUCACUCCUUCCCAAAGAGGCUCAGUUGAGUCUCAGUAACUUGGAUUUGCAGCUAGAACGUGGAGACAUCACUGUGAAAGGAUACAACCUGUCCAAGUCAGCAUUGCUGAGAUCAUUUCUGAGGAGCUCACCAGGUGCUGAAGUAAAAAUAUAUCAAGCUUUAAUAACAGAUGAAAGAAAUGACAGUGUAGAGGCCCCACUGGAAAAACAGGUUCACAAAAGCAUCUUGCCGAAAAGCUUGGGAACAUCUGAAAGAUUACAGAGGUCGACUUUUUCAGCAGUGACAAUGAAAGUGAAUGGUCACUACCAGAGUCAGAAUCCACCCCCGGACUUAGAAAUCGAAGAAAAAUUUAAAUCUGAAAUUCUGAUCCAAAAAGUAAGAGGUGGAAGUGUAUCAACAGAAAAACUCUCAUCUCGGAUUGUUCCACUGGAAAAGCAGAUUACAAAAGAAAAGAAAAUCACAGGGAAAGAACAAGAGAAAAACAGAAUGGAGGAAAAUGCAAACAACUACAUAGAUGUUAAUGAAGUACUACCUGGAAGAAAACUGCAGCAUUAUACAGACAGUUACCUGGGCUUUUUGCCAUGGGAGAAAAAAAAGUAUUUCCAGGAUCUUCUUGACGAAGAAGAGUCAUUGAAGACACAACUGGCAUACUACACUGAUAGCAAACACACUGGAAGGCAGUUGAAAGAUACAUUUGCAGAUUCCCUUCGAUACGUAAAUAAAAUUCUAAACAGCAAGUUUGGAUUCACAUCUCGGAAAGUCCCUGCACACAUGCCUCACAUGAUUGACCGAAUCGUUAUGCAAGAACUUCAAGAUAUGUUCCCUGAAGAAUUUGAUAAGACGUCAUUUCACAAAGUACGCCAUUCGGAGGAUAUGCAGUUUGCCUUUUCAUAUUUUUACUAUCUCAUGAGUGCUGUUCAGCCACUGAAUAUAUCUCAGGUUUUUGAUGAAGUUGAUACAGACCAGUCUGGUGUCUUAUCUGACAGAGAAAUCCGAACACUGGCUACCAGAAUUCACGACCUGCCUUUAAGUUUGCAGGAUUUAACAGGUCUGGAACACAUGCUAAUAAAUUGCUCGAAAAUGCUCCCUGUUAAUAUCACUCUGCUAAACAGUGUUCCACCAACUCAGGAAGCAUACUAUGAUCCCAAUUUGCCACCAGUCACUAAGAGUCUAGUAACCAACUGUAAACCAGUAACUGAUAAAAUCCACAAAGCAUAUAAGGACAAAAACAAAUAUAGGUUUGAAAUCAUGGGAGAAGAAGAAAUUGCUUUUAAAAUGAUCCGUACCAAUGUUUCUCAUGUGGUUGGCCAGUUGGAUGAUAUAAGAAAAAACCCCAGGAAGUUUGUUUGCCUGAAUGACAACAUAGACCAUAAUCAUAAAGAUGCCCAGACAGUGAAAGCUGUUCUCAGGGACUUCUACGAAUCCAUGUUCCCCAUACCAUCCCAGUUUGAGCUGCCAAGGGAGUAUCGAAACCGUUUCCUUCAUAUGCAUGAGCUGCAGGAGUGGAGAACAUAUCGAGACAAAUUGAAGUUUUGGACUCACUGUGUGCUGGCAACAUUGAUUAUGUUUACUAUAUUCUCAUUUUUUGCUGAACAGUUAAUUGCACUUAAGCGGAAGAUAUUUCCCAGGAGGAGGAUACAGAAAGAAGCUAGUCCUGAUCGAAUCAGGGUAUAGAAGAUCUUCGUUUGAAAAUCAUCUACCUCAGCAUUCACUGAGCAUUUUGAAACUCGGCAUCAUAGAGAUGUCUUCGUGAUGUGAUGCUUACCCAGCCUGACUUGAAGAAGGAAAAGCAUCCAGUACAAUACUUGUUUUGUGGCAUGAAUGUAGCCUACUGACCAGGAGUUGUUUAACCAAGACAUGGAAAACUUGUGUGUUGAGCAGCUCUGACCUGGUUUUACUUUUAAAGCAUUUGCUUAUGGACCCAUCAUUCUUUUUAUGAAAAAUCUGAAAAGUUCCCAUAGCAACUAUUUCCAACUAACUUUCACAUGAGAAGCCUAGGCCAGCUUGGGAACCAUUGCUAAGCGAUCCCAGUCUUUGCAUUCUAAAGCCUUUUGCUGCAGUUUUACAUUUUUGUUUUUUCCAUUUCUUGUUUUUUAAAAUAAGUAGCUACUAAGUUAACUAGUUAACCCUUACUUCUGAAAAUAAUGAAUUGGGAUAUCUAAACAUGUUUUUAUCUAUGUUAUUUAAAUAAUACAACAAUAUCACCUUCUAUUGGCAAUACCUAAAUUAUGGAUUCUAUUAACAUUUAAGACCAUAAGUGGUCAAACUACUGAUGAGAUCAAUGACUGACAGCUGAAGUACUUUGUGCUUGUUUACUUCAGCCCCUAAGAAUGUGAUUUCAUGCAGAGGCCUAAUUACAAAGGGCUAGAGUUAAGUAGCAGAGCUACCUUCCAGAUGUAAUUAUGUUUCGGAAAUGUACAUAUUCAAACAGAAGUGCCUCAUUUUAGAAAUGAGUAGUGCUGAUGGUACUGGCACAUUACAGUGGUGUUUUUUUAAAUGCUCCGUAUAUUCUAGUAGCUAGCUCUUUCAGCUGGUUUCGUGUAAUGCAGAGGUCAGCAAACUUUCUGUAAAAAGUCACAUAGUAAAUAUUUGCAGGCCACAGGGGUCUCUGUUGCAUAUUCUUUAUUGUUUAGUUUAAGUGUUUGUUUUUUUUUUUAACUUUUAAAAAUGUCAAAAAACCAUGUUUAGCUUGCAGCUGUACAAAAACAGGCCACCAGCUGGAUUUGGCCCACAGGCCAUUGUUUGCUGACCACUGGGAUAGAGAAUUCGUAUUUUUAUGUAUGAGUAAGCCCUGAUGUUCAGCUUUUAUUUAUAUCACCAUAUGGUGGAUUUCUGGAGAUUAGAUUCCAUAAGUCCCUUUUGAACUCUAACAGGUAUUUUAAGAUCAUGAUCUCGAACAGUAUUCUUUCAACACAUAUUUUGUAAAAAGAACUUGUGAUGUAAAUAGUGUGUUUGUGCUAUGUUAUGUAUUUCAAAAUGUGAAGUCUCAUAAAAACUUACAUUUUGUCUGAUGCUUUCUUUGAUUUUUAAACUUUUGAGGAAUGAGUUUAUUGUUAUCCAGAUUCUGCAGUCACUUGAGGGCUUGUACAGUAUAUCAGCAUCUGUGCUGAACACAACUGAACAUAAAUGAAAAGUAAUGUAAGGAGAGAGUAGUACUAUAACAUACUGGGGAGUGUCAUGUUAUAGGAGACAUAAGUUCUAAAUGGGAUUUAUCCUGUGGUAGAAGUUGAGGAGGUAUCUGGGUAUCAUUCUAAAAGUGAAGAAUUUAUUAUAGAAAAAUUAUAGAGAAAUUAACAUUUGGGUGUGUUUGUUGGACAUUUCUGUGGUUAGAUCUAAUUUAGAGCUUAAUAGCUUAAUUGGAUAGAAAAUAGAAUCA
Messenger RNA from Mustela erminea (ermine), 5741 nucleotides. It is a transcript of the gene GNPTAB, whose product is annotated as N-acetylglucosamine-1-phosphate transferase subunits alpha and beta. Gene Ontology annotation, molecular function: UDP-N-acetylglucosamine-lysosomal-enzyme N-acetylglucosaminephosphotransferase activity; calcium ion binding. Gene Ontology annotation, biological process: carbohydrate phosphorylation; N-glycan processing to lysosome. The transcript is spliced from 21 exons. The coding region runs from base 266 to 4039 and encodes 1257 amino acids. Lineage: Eukaryota; Metazoa; Chordata; Mammalia; Carnivora; Mustelidae. Gene Ontology annotation, cellular component: Golgi apparatus. The record is from RefSeq and is a predicted model, not a curated record.